UUUGGUUCCAGUCGGAUCCAAGAGUUGCAGCAAGAGCGUAUCAACAUCCAAAAGAAGACUUUCACAAAAUGGAUGAACUCCUUUUUAGAACAGACUCCUUUCAAGAUUGGAGAUCUGUUUGAAGAUUUGGGCGAUGGAAAAGCUCUUCACCGCCUUUUGGAGGAUAUUACCGGCAAUUCCUUGGGUAGAAUGAAUUCUGGCCGUUUAAGAGUGCAAAAAAUGGAAAAUGUCAGCAAAGUAUUGAGCUAUAUUCGAACCAUGGUUAAGUUGGAAAGUAUUGGCGCUGAAGACAUUGUGGAUGGCAAUCCACGCUUAGUUUUAGGAUUGAUUUGGACAAUUAUAUUGCGUUUUCAAAUCCAAGAAGUUCAAUUAGAUGAUGAAAGCGCUGAACAACGUUCUGCUAAAGAAGCUUUGCUAUUAUGGUGCCAACGAAAUACUACAGGUUAUCCCGGUGUCAACGUUAAGAAUUUCACUUCUAGUUGGAGCAAUGGUUUGGCUUUUAAUGCCUUAAUCCAUCAUUUCAGGCCUGAUUUAAUCGAUUUUCGAUCAUUACCGCCGGAAAAACAUUUGGACAACUUAGAAAAUGCUUUCCGUGUCGCUGAAAAAGAUCUAGGCAUUCAUCCAUUAUUGGAUCCAGAAGAUGUGGAUGUAGUUAGGCCUGAUGAAAAAUCCAUUAUGACCUAUUUGAUUGCUUACUACCAAUACUUUGCUAAAAUGCGAACUGAGAAAACGGGUGGUAAAAGGAUUGGCAAGAUUAUUGGCUUGAUUAUGGAAGUAGAGAAAAUGGUCAAAGAUUACUACAUGUCCAUUGAUGAUUUAUUAAAAUGGAUCUCCAAAACCAUCGAAACGCUCUCUGAAAGAAAUUUUCCCAAUACUAUCGAACGGAUUAAGAAGGAGAUGAUAAAAUUUAACCAAUAUCGUACAACGGAAAAGCCACCAAAGCUAAGCGAAAGAAGCAAUUUGGAAGUAUUAUUUUUUAACAUUCAGACCAAGCUACGAGCUAACAAUCAAAAGGUGUUUACUCCCAACGAAGGCAAAUUUAUUUCUGAUAUAAAUCGGGCUUGGGAAAAGCUUGAAAAAGUUGAACAUGGACGUGAAAUCGCUUUGCGCCAAGAAAUGCAAAGAUUAGAACAUCUUGAAAAUUUGGCUGCUAAAUUUGGCAAAAAGAUUGGUCUUCAUGAAGAUUGGCUAAGCGAUAUGGAUAUUUUAUUAGACGAAAGUCUUCAAUAUAAUGAUAAGCGUUCUGUUGAAAUAUCAAUUCAGCGUCAAGAAGCCAUCGAGAAUGAUAUCCAAGGAAGGGAGGAUCGUUUUAUGCGAUUAUUUUCAUUAGCCGAUGAAUUAGUCAACGGAAAUUACCAUGGAGCUGAUGAUAUUCGCCAAAAGACUGAAAAGUUACAAACACGCUGGCAUGAUAUUCUAGCAAAACUGCGCCCUCGCCAAUUGAUAGCUGAUGCCUUAAAAGAAUUGUUAGUCUUGUAUCGAGAGAUAGAGUCAGCAACAUUCGAAUUGGAAGACUUAGAUAAACGCUUGUCGACGAAGGAGUCGAACCAGUCUUCAUUAAAUGUCGAAGCUUUAUUAGAGAGACAUAACUUAAUUGAAAAAGAAUUAGAAACACUUCGAGAAAGAAUCGAUAAGACUUCGCAUAAGAUACAAAAUUAUAUCCGAUCAGGCAAUCCAGAGUAUACUAAACUUCGAGAUAAACAUACGCAGCUUGUUAGGCUCUACAAUACUAUAACUGAUUUAUGCUUGAGGAAAAGAGAAACUCUGAGCGAAUUUCUCGAGUUUCGUUCCUAUCGCAGAAGUGCUGAAGCAGAGUUAGGUUGGCUGAAAGAAAAAGAACAAGAUUUCCGUACGGCUUCUUUAGCAAAGGAUUUAAGCAAUGUGCCUAGGAUGCAAAAGAAACAAGAAUUGCUCGUUUCUGAAAUGCAUGCUAGAAGGCCAAUGUUUGAAAAGACGAUGGAUGAUGCUGAGAAAGCAUCCAAAUUGAAUAAUAUCGAUGCCGAAAAGCUGAAAGAUAUCAUUUCUGAAGCUAGAUCAAAAUGGCAAACACUAUCCCGGCUAAGUCAAGAACGCUUAAAGUAUCUGAUUGAUAUUGGCCAAUUGCAACAGUAUUUAGCUGAUUGUGAUGAUGCAGAAUCAUGGAUCAACGGAAAAUUACCCUUAGUAUCCAAUACUGAUUAUGGCCGUGAUGAAAGCAAUACAGAAACAUUGCUACAGAAUUUAUCCAUGGUUCGGAAUGAUGUGGAUAAUUUUGAUGAAGACAUGCAGCGAUUAUCCAAUUUAUGCCGCUCAGUUAUUGAAAUGCUGGAAGGCUUGCCAUCAACACCAGUACAGCAACAACAGCAGCAACAACAGCAGCAGAUGAAGCAAGAGCAUAUUCCGAUACAAACUUUGGAUGAUAUCGAUCCGGAAGAAAGUUCUGAUGGCAAAGAAAUGUUAACAGAAAUUGAGGUACCACAAGUACGCGCUUUAUAUCCAUUUGAAGGGAAAAGUAUGACUAUGGCUCGCGAUGAAGUUUUACUGUUAAUGGAUAAAAGCCACCCAGAUUGGUGGAUUGUUAAAAAUGAUGAAGGUCGUGUAGGUUAUGCUCCGGCUAAUUAUAUUAAGGAAAUUGCUCCACGGGUCCUUUAUCACGUUAGUAAAGAUCCCAAAUCAUCGAAAAAAUUACGAAAAGAAGCCAAAAAAGAAUUAAAUUCCAAGCCACAACAAAUUACAGCAGCUGUUGACUUAAGUUUACUGCCAUCGAUCAAUGAUAUCCGUGAGAAACAACGCCAUUUACAAGGUCUCUAUCAACAAUUACGAUCGCUUACUGGCCAACGUUAUGAUCGUUUAACAUUUACGCAUUACUAUCAUGGCUUUAAGCGUGAUUGCGAUGAUAUCGAAGAUUGGAUUAAUCAACAAAUAACCACGUUAUCGAAUCCAAUUUAUCAAUCUAAUCUUGAUCAUUUAUCGCAUUUAGAGAAAGCUUUUGAGCAAUUAGAGCGCCAACUACCAAGUAAACAAGCACAACUAAAAACCAUUCAAGAUGCUGGAAAAGAUAUUAUUAUAUCCAAAAAGUAUCGACAAUUCGACGAUGAGAUAGUGAAAUCGAUCGAUCAUGUUAAUCAACGUUGGCAAGUCUUAUUAGCCUUGAAAAAUCAAACUGGAAAAAAUAUCCAAAAUUUAAUCGGUGUCCGCAACGUUAUACAGCAAUGUGAUGAAUUGAAAUUGUGGCUAGAUCAGAAGCAAUCUGAUCUAACACAAGAUCAGGAUGAUCCAGAUCAAGCUUAUUCACCCAAUGAAACGAAGAAAUAUCAUCAUCAACAUUUAGAUUUACAAAAAGAUAUAGCACGCGGUCAACGCGAUAUGGACCAUUUAUCGAAAUUAAUCCAAGAGUUAGCGAUAGAAGAGCCACAAUUGCAACAACAGGUGCAAUCUAAAUGGUCGGAAUUAAAUUCGAUCUGGGAUCAAAUGCAACAACAAUCCACAGCUAAGAUUGGUACAUUAGAUUAUGAAUUCCGUCUUGAACAGUUUAUGCGACAAUCCAGUGAUUUAUUAGAAUGGGCAGCCAAUAUGGAAAGUAAUAUCGAUAUCAGUCAUACGAUGAUUGAUAGUGUUCGCCAAGCUGAGGAAUUUCUAGAGCAAAAUAAAGAAAAUGAGGCAACGGUAGUUUUACAUCGUGAAAACUAUACCGAAUUAAUUGCCUUAGGCCAAUCGCUGAAAGCAGAACAUCCUAGCCAUCGUGAACAGUUAAAUUCUCGAUUAGAACAAUUAGCAGCCAGUCAAGAUCAUCUUAAUACAUGUUGGCAUGAUUACUGCAAAUACUUGUCCAAUUGCUUAGAUUGGCAAUUACUCAAUCGCGAUUAUCAACAAAUUAGUAAAAAAUACGAUGCUAUGGAGAAAUUGUUAACUCAAUAUACCGAUACAAGUUGCCCAUCCAAUUUCGAUACCAUUAAAAGGCGCUAUAACGAAAUAGAAGGACCAUUAAAAAUGCAAGAUGAUCGCUUAACAUCAUUUAAUAAUAUUGCUCAAGCGUUAUUAUUACGUGGACAUCCACAAGAUGAAGUUAUUACCAUCUAUCAACGUCGUAUUAUUGAACGGCGUGAACAAAUUUGGAAUCUCUAUGAUCAAUUAUAUGAUAAAUUGGUUGUGAUUGAAGAGAUUGCAAGUUAUGUUAAAGAAGUGGAUGAAAUUAUCGAUUGGGUAAGUGAUAAAAUCCAUUUAUUAGGGCAAGAUGAUUUCUAUCGUGAUCCAUCGCAUACGCAGAGUAAAUUGUCCAAGCAUGAAAAUUUAGAGGCUGAAAUUAAUGCUAAUCAAGAUCAUGUCGAUGAUAUUGUACAUUAUGGGCAGCAAUUAGUUAAGAAAUAUCAUGAUCAUGGCCUUGAAGCUAAAUUAUCCAUCGAUUUAUUAACUGAAAAGUGGAGUGAAUUAAUUCAACAAACAGAAUUACGACGACGCCGUCUAGAGCAAAAUAGUCAAUUGCAAUCAUUUAAUACCAAUAUGAAAGAUAUCGAUGAUAAAAUAACUCAUAUUGAACAUUUCUCUCAAUAUGAUGUCGAUGGUAAGGAUAUUGUUGCUAUACGCCAUCUCUAUCAAAAGUAUAAAGAAUAUGAGUUACAACUUGGCAUGAUCAAUAAGACAUUGCAAAAUAUCAACGAACGAUGUCAAGAAUUUGUUCAGGAUGAAAAUUAUCUUGCCUAUAAAUGUAUGCAAAAAUGCCAACGAUUAAUCCAACGUUAUGAAUUAUUAUCGCAACAAAUUGUCCAACGGAAAUUACGUAUUGAAGCAACAGCUUUAUUUCAUCAAUUUAAUCAAGAAAUUCAUGAUGAAUCCACAUGGAUUGAAGAUCGUUUACGCAAUUUACCCUCAUUAAUCGUUGUUACUGAUAUCGAUGGUGUUAUUGCAUCGCAAAAACGAUUGAAUUUAUUACAAUUGGAAUUAACUGGCCAUCAAGAAAUUAUCGAUCAAAUUAUCCAUGGUGGUGAUACAUUACAAAAUCGUUCAUCCAUGAUGAAAAUUAAAAUUCAACCUCUACGUAAUACUUUAUUAACAUUAUUAGGUAAAUUAAAGACAACCAUUCAGGAUAAAAAGAAAUACUUAGAUAUCGAAUAUGAAGUAUUGCAAUAUUUAAGUAAAGCAGAAGAAUUAGAAGCCACCAUGCAAGACAAGCUUAAUUUAAUACAUAAUCUCGAUCAUUAUCAAAGUGAAGAUACUGCUAAUCGCUCCUUGUUAUUGCAACAAUCGAUUGCAUCGGAUAGUGAUCAAUAUUCAAAACAAAUUAAAGCAUUACAAAAAGAAUGCCAACAAAUUGUGCAACUAGAUGAAAAUAAGAAAGAUAUUACCACUCGAAAACAAAGCCAACUACAGGAUAAAUUACGUCAAUUAAAAGUAUCCAAUGUUCAAUUAAAAAGUCGAUUAACAUCUUAUUUAAAAUGUAUUUAUUUUAUUCAUCAAGCGGAUGAAUUAUUGGCGUUUAUCCAUAAUAAGAUGAAAUUAGCAUCAUCGACAGAUUAUGGACGUAACAUUGAUCAUGUUGAUGAUUUAUGGCAUGGUUAUGAAAUAUUGCGUCAAGAAUUCGACUUAAAAGUCAAGACUUAUUCUGAUUUGAAAGAUUUAUCCGAUGCAUUAAUCCAUGAAGAAAGCCCAAUCCAAGAUCAAGUUAAAACAGCACGAGUCUCAGUGAUGCAAAGUUGGACUGUAUUACGUGAAGAAAUUAAAAAACGUGGUGAAAAUUUGGAAUCGGCUGCUACAACUCAUCGUUUAUAUAUGGAUUUGACAGAUAUCCAACAUCAGAUAGAUAGUAAACGUGCAGUAUUACGCCAAGAUGUGGGUCGAAAUUUAAAUGCAGUCUUAAGUUUAUUACGCCAACAUGAAUUAUUCUUAAAUAGUGUGCAAGCAUUAGAAGAUAAAGUCAAAGUUACUGUCUUUAAAGUAGAUCGCAUGCAUUUUCCACAUUUAAGUUUAUUAAUAUCCAAGAUUAAUCAACGUGCCCAUGAUGUCCAGGCGCAAUUAAAGACAUUAAAGUUAGCUUGCGAUGAUUAUGCUACACGUUUAAAUGUAUCCGAGCAACAUUAUCGUUGUAUGAAUUCGGUGAAAGAUUUAGCAUCGUGGGCUGUUAGCUUAAAUGAGGUUAUUACAUCGGAGACAACACCGCAAUCACGCCAGGAAUUAAUGGUUCAAGUAAGUAGUCAUGAAGCUAAUGGUUUAGAAGUGCGCUCGAAAGACAGUUUAAUUGAAGAAGUAUUAAGCCAAGGCCAAUUAUUAGUUAACAGCCAAGGACGUCCAGCUAUGGAUUUAUAUAAUGCUUUAUCUUUAUUGCGCGAGAAUUCUGAUUUAUUAAAGACUAAUUGGUCUAAUAGGAAACAACGCCUUGAACAAUUACAUAAAUAUUUCUUAUUUGAACAAAGUAGCCAACAAAUUGUCCACGAUUUAAAUGAUAUCCAAGGCAAAUUGAAACAACAAUUUCAAACAUUGGAUGAAUUGCAACAAGUUGAUCAUCGUAUUAAAGAAGUUAUCCAGCAAUUAAAUCAAUUGAACGAAAUUAAAGAUCGUAUUGGUCGCUUAAGUGAUUCUAUCCAAUUAAUGAAAGAUGGACGCUUAAGCCAUAAGAUGACCGAUAAUAUAAAUCACGAUAUUAAGCCUAAAUAUCAUGAUGUUUAUAAUCAUGCUAAUGAUAAAUUGAAAGAGGCUAAAUGCCAGCAUGCCUAUUUAGAUUUUACACAACGUGUUGAAGAAGUUAGAUGGCGACUAGUUGAAAAAGAUGAAUGCAUCCAUGAAAUAUGCCAAUAUUAUCUUGAUACGCCAUCCAUUGAAAUUCGCCAAAAUCAUUUAUUCCAAAGUCUACUAUUACCAUGUGAGAAAGAAAAAAUCGAAGUUAUACGUCAUGGGCAAAAAUUAUUAGAUACUGGCCAUCCAUUAAAUCAAGAGAUCCAUAAACAGAUCGGUAAAUUACAAGAUAAAUGGCAUCAGUUGAAAUCAAGCGAUAAAAAAUUACAACAUUGUCUAAUCCAAUCGAAAGAAAUGGCUAUCUUUAAUAAAGAUGCUCAAUUUGAAUUACUAUGGAUUGAGGAAAGAUUAACCAUCUAUAAGCAUCCAUCGUUAGGUCAUGAUUUACCACAGAAUCAAUUGAUACAACGCCAAUUAAAUGAAAAAGAAGAGGAAUAUCGACAGAAUGAGCUAUACUUGAAGAGUAUCGUCGCUUAUGGGCAAAAAUUAAUUGAUCAUCAACAUCCAUCACAGGAUUUAAUUCAAGUUAAACGUGAUCAAUUAAAUUAUCAAUGGUCUUUACUACAACAAUCGAUAGUACAAUUUAAAUUAUUAUUAAAACAAGCUGGGCAGUAUUUCUCGUUUGUUAUCGAUGCUAAUGUUAUUAUCCAAGCGUUAGAUAAAAUGAUCGAAGUGUUACAAAAUCAAGAUUUAGGCUCGGCAGCCGAUACCACACAAACUUAUAUUGCUACUUAUCGACGCCUUGAAGGUGAAAUUACAAUUUUACAACCGCGUGUGAUCGACUUUGAUCAACUUGCAACCGCAAUGUUAACAUCUUGUCCACCCUAUCAAGAGCAAAUCCAUGCUAAAUAUGAUGAAGUGAUGAUAAAAUGGACCCAAAUCAAUCAAUUAUCCGAUCAACGUAAAGCUGGACUAGAUGAUCAACAGCUUUAUCAUCAAUUUAAAUUUGAAGAAAAAUAUUGCUCUUCCUAUAUGGAUGAUAUUGAUCGCAAUAUGAAUGCACCUGAACUACCACAAACAUUAGAAGAUUCUGAAAAUGCAAUUAUGAUCCAUAAUGCUCAAGUUAAUGAUUUAGAUAAAUGUGCCGAUUCGUUGAAAAAACUCGAUGAAAUGUAUCAACAAAAUAGCCAUCGACCUCAAGCCUAUGAAAUGAAAGAUACUAUCCAAGAAUUGUUUCAACGCCAUGAUAAUUUAACUCAUGCAUGGGAAAUGCGAGAUAAAUUACUCGAUCAAAAUCGUAACUUGCAUAUAUUUAUGCAACGUGCUGAUGAAAUUGAGCAAAAUUUCAACCGUUUAGAUGAGCACUAUUUAACCGAUGAUAUGGUGGAAGACAGUAUCGAUCAUGUUGAUUUAUUGCAGAAAGAAUUAAACGAAGUGGAUAAAAAUAUCGAAGAAUAUGAUCAAGAUCGUAUAGCAUUGGAGAAAUUCGCUCUCACCUUAAUCCAAAGUGGCCAUUAUGAUAAAGAAACAAUCUUAAAACGAUUAAAUAGUUUAUUAACUAUUAAAAAUCGCAUUAAUAGCAUCUAUUUAUCAAGGCGUACAGAAUUGGAGCAAUUACAAGAAGUAAAAGAAUUUUUCGCUACCUGUGAAGAAUUAUUACUAUGGAUUAAUGAGAAAAUAUCCAUUAUCAAUGAUGCAUCUUUUAGUGUACCAACCAAUUUACCCUUGAAGUUAGAGAAACGCCAAACAGUUGAAAAAGAAGUUGCUGAACGUCGUGAUGAUGUGGACAUCUUAAUUAAUCAUGGUAGUAAUUUAUUAUGGAAAUCUAAGCAUGUUGGACAAAGUAUUGCUGCACGCCUAAACGAAAUUGAUGAUCGUUGGCAUUACCUAGUUGAUACUAUUGAUAAAUUACGUGGACUAUUAAUAAGUAGCUUUAACGGCCAACAGUUAUUAUCACAAUGUGAAGAUAUGAUCAAUUGGAUUAAAGAAGUUGAAAGUGAAUUAAAUUCCAAUCAAUAUGGACACGAUGUCAGUUCAACGACGGAGCUAUUAGAUCGUCAUCAUCAAAUUGAAAAUCAACUGCAGAAUAAUCAUAAUCAGGUUGUAGUAUUAUUAGAUAAAAUUGGCCAAUCGCUACAGACUGAACAUUUAUUGGAAGAUUCGUUAAAGAAUUGCCAACAGGUUUUAGCUGAAUCAUUUGAGCCAUUAGAGGAAAUUGCUGAAUAUCGUGGUGCUGUUCUGGAAGAAUAUUUAAGAAUUCAUCGUUUCAUCUAUAGCUGUGAUAAAGAAGUAUUAUGGAUGAAGGAGAAAGAGCCAUUAGUUAAUUCAACAUUUUAUGGCAAAGAAUUAAAUGAAGUCAGGAAAUUAUUACAUAAACAUGAAGAAUUGCAAGCGCAAAUGAAUGAGCACGAUGUCUUGAUUGAUGCAGUAAUACGAUUUUCAUCUGAAUUAACAUUCCACUACUGUGGUGAUCAAUAUUCACUGGAAGGAUCAGAUCGAUCAUGCCAAGAAUUAAUGGAUCGAUGGUCGGAUUUUAAGUAUAAAAGCAGUAAGCGAAGGGAAAAUCUCCAGACUAACGUUGAAAUUCAAGUGCUAAUCUUUAGCAUGAAUGAAAUUGAAACUACUCUUGGAGAUAUGAAAGCUGAAGUUUUAAGUGCUGAUUUAGGAGUUAAUGAACAAAUGAGUCAGGUCUUGAUGCAAAACUUGGAGAUCUUGCAACAAAAAUUAGACAAUUAUCAUGAGCGUUUGACUAACAUUGAGUCAGAAAUUAAUAAGUUUGAUGAGCAAGAAUUGCCAGAAUUAUCAACCAUGAAAAGGAAAUAUGCGUCUCUAGCAAAAUUAUAUACUGAAGUCUUCGAUCUUGCUCGUAAGCGUCAUGAUCAUCUUAACCGCGUCCUUCAAGCCCAUCAAGUUAGUAAGGAAGUUGACAAAUUGUACAAUUUCCUGAAGGAGAAAGAAUUAUCACCUGUCCUUCAUGAUCCUUGUCGUGAUCUAGACCAUGUCGAGAAUAUCCGCCAGAAGUUGAAUGAAUUCUAUGAUGUCCUGGAAGAUUGCAGAAAUCAAGUUGAGAAUUUCUACGAAUCCAUGCAAUUACUUCAAAGACUAAAUCAUCCGGAAAGUCACAAUCGUGUACUGCAAGAUCAGCUGGUCAAGGCUGACGACCAAUUACAUCAUUUAUAUGAAUUAGCUGAAAGGCGAAAGCAGGCAUGGAUCUUAACAAUUUUAUCUUAUCAUUUGCAUACUUACUAUCACGACGUUGAUGAAAUUAUACAUUGGAGUCAGGAAACGGAAAAGAACUUGAAUGUAGACGAAAAAAAUGCAGAAAGUGUCAAUCUAGCUCUACUACGAAAUAAACAUGAGCAAUUAAAGGAGGAUCUUGCCAAUAGUGUUAACCUACAAGUUGAAACAGUCUUUUCUGAGAAGCAAUAUCUAAUGCAAACAUUCCCUGACGAAGCUAAUCAUAUUUCUGACAAGCAUAAGCAAUUAUCUAUUAUUUGGUCGCAUUUACUAGAAAAUAUUUCCACCAUGGAUGGUAAAAUAGAGCAAAUUGAGCACUAUCAGGAAUUUUCUCGUGAAUAUAAAGAUAUUUGUUCUUGGAUUAAUCGUAUGAUGAGAUAUUUAAGCCCAGAUCUCAGUAAGAGUUGGACUAGUCUUGAAGACACAGGGAAAGGAAAGCGUACUUUAGAAAACGAUAUUUCAGAAUAUCACGAUCGAUAUAUUCAAUGGAUAGAAUUUGGUGAAGCUUUACUUGAUAGUGGCCAUUUUGCGUCUAAUGCUAUUCGUGAUAGAAUGGCUCAUGUCAAUGAACUUUGGUCUAACUUACAGCAAGAAUGGCUAUUGCAUAAGAAAGAUUUAGAUCAAAGUGUCCGCGAUCAGGUUUGUAAUCUUGGGUUAUUGUCAUUAACUUCUGAUUUAAUUACUAUUAGACAACGUACUUAA
Messenger RNA from Trichoplax adhaerens, 10584 nucleotides. RefSeq lists its product as uncharacterized. The annotation marks the transcript as partial. NCBI's taxonomy places the organism in Eukaryota, Metazoa, Placozoa, Uniplacotomia, Trichoplacea, Trichoplacidae. The transcript has 23 exons. The record is from RefSeq and is a predicted model, not a curated record. Gene Ontology annotation, molecular function: actin lateral binding. Gene Ontology annotation, biological process: actin cytoskeleton organization; actin filament bundle assembly. Gene Ontology annotation, cellular component: actin filament bundle; cell junction; cell projection.